GGGGGGCUGCGUCAAGCGCGCUAUAUAAACGCGCGGGGCUUGCUGCAGCUCCAAGCUUCAGUGAACAGCUCCGUGGUGCUGAACACUUCAGCUCCAUUCUCACUUGACGAGAGCAACACGAGUGGAAUCAUGGACGGACUCUCGUGGAAACUUUUUCUCCUUUGUUGCUUGGCCACCGCGGAGAGCUCCGCGCAAGACUUGGGACAGACGCAGUUUAUUUGCACGUCGGUGCCCAAGGAUAUGGACUUGUGCGCGGCAACCAUGCAGAACAGCGGGCCGGCGGAGGACUUGAAGACGACCGUGAUGCAUCUGCGGGAGACGGUGCUGCAGCAAAAAGAGACCAUUAUGAACCAGAAGGAGACAAUCAGGGAACUAACCUCCAAGUUGAGUCGCUGCGAGAGUCAGAGCAUCCCGGCCGCGGCGGGACCCGGCGGGAGGCGGCCGGGCGCCAAGAACACCAUGGGGGACAUUUCACGGGGUACCGCAGAGACUCUAGCGCAGCUGGGACACACUUUACAGACUCUCAAACAAAGACUGGAGAACCUUGAGCAAUACAGCCGAGGGAAUAACACCGUGCAGGCGAACAGUCUGAAGGAUCUGCUUCAAAACAAGAUAGAUGACAUGGAGAAGCAGGUUUUGUCUCGGGUCAACACGUUAGAGGAAGCCAAAAGUGGCUCGAGGAAUGACAGCGAGCAAAGGAACCGUGUGGAGUCCACGCUCACUUCUCUGCACCACCGCAUCACAGACCUGGAAAAAGGCAAAGAAAACAGACCCACGGAUAAGUUCCAGCUGACGUUCCCACUAAGAACCAACUACAUGUACGCCAAAGCCAAGAGGAGUCUGCCAGAGAUGUUCUCCUUCACUGUGUGUCUCUGGAUCAAGUCCGGUGCCUCACCAGGAGUUGGUACACCAUUUUCGUACGCUGUUCCAGGUCAGGCCAAUGAGCUGGUGCUGAUUGAGUGGGGAAACAACCCAAUGGAGUUUCUCAUUAACGACAAGGUUGCAAAGCUGCCGUUCCUCAUCAAUGACAGCAAAUGGCAUCAUCUCUGCAUCACGUGGACCACCCGAGAUGGAAUGUGGGAAGCCUUCCAGGAUGGCGUGAAGAGGGGCAGUGGGGAAAAUCUUGCACCCUAUCACCCAAUCAAACCAGAGGGUGUGCUCGUUCUGGGACAGGAGCAGGAUACACUAGGGGGAGGCUUUGAUGCAACGCAAGCCUUUGUAGGUGAGUUAGCAAACCUAAACAUCUGGAGUAGGAAACUGUCCAUCGCCGAAAUCCACAACUUGGCAACCUGCAACAGUAAAGCACCGGCCGGCAAUGUGUUCUCUUGGAUGGAAAACAACAUUGAAAUAUUUGGAGGAGCAACAAAAUGGUCCUUUGAGCCUUGUCGUUCAGCCAACUGA
Messenger RNA from Nerophis lumbriciformis (worm pipefish), 1401 nucleotides. The record is from RefSeq and is a predicted model, not a curated record. Lineage: Eukaryota; Metazoa; Chordata; Actinopteri; Syngnathiformes; Syngnathidae.